Molecule: messenger RNA, 2510 nt
Organism: Patiria miniata (bat star)
Lineage: Eukaryota; Metazoa; Echinodermata; Asteroidea; Valvatida; Asterinidae
Product: 1-aminocyclopropane-1-carboxylate synthase-like protein 1
Exons: 13
Coding region: 111-1505 (464 amino acids)
Biological process (GO): amino acid metabolic process; biosynthetic process
Molecular function (GO): transaminase activity; pyridoxal phosphate binding
Source: RefSeq, a predicted model, not a curated record
UGAUUUGUUUUCCUUUCAGUACCUGACAGUGACAUGCAUGACGGGCCGGGUACGGGUGCUUUAGUGACCAACUUCGAUAUAAACAGAGAUUUUGCUGGAAUCUACUCUGAAUGGCCGGGAGUGUGCCUCCAGAGAUGUCCACAUUGGGCAAACGCGGAGACAGGAUUCUCAACACGAGCUUCUUACUAACAGAAGGAUUUCGUAAGUGCUCUGCCAACCUGUACCAUGCUGAGACCAACCCAAAUGGUGUCAUCAACCUUGGCACAUCAGAAAAUAGACUCGUUUUUGAUCUCCUGAAAGAAAAGUUGAACGGACACAAUGUGAAGUGGGAGGAUUAUAUGUUUACGUACGACGACUUUAAAGGAAUUCCAGAGUUACGGGAAGCAGUUGCUGGAUUUUUGACUGAACGUGCGAAAUCUCCGACUCCAAUCGACCCCAAAAAGAUUGUGGUGAUGAAUGGAGGUGGAAUGUGCAUGGAGGCAUUGUCGUUUGCAAUCUGUGAUCCUGGAGAUGCAGUGAUGGUUGCUUCUCCAUAUUACGGAGGAAUUCAAUUUGACAAUGAAAUGCGGCCAGAAGCCAAGGUCAUACGUGUCCACUUCUACAGCAAGCUUGAGCCGGGACAGACGGAACCGUUUGAAAUCACUGCUUCCAAAUUUGAAUCGGUGUACCAGGAACAAACUCAAAAGGGAAUGAAAAUCCGAGCCGUUUUCUUCGUAAAUCCCAAUAAUCCGUUGGGAGACGUGUAUCCUAAACAACUGGUGCUGGACAUGCUACAAUUCUGCCACAGACAUUCUCUGCAUCUCAUCAUGAAUGAAGUCUACAUGAACACCAUCUUCAAGGAAGGAGCCAACUUCCAGAGUUUCCUCGGCCUCAAGCCAGAGGAGAUCCCCGAUCCGCAAAGGGUUCACUUUGUCUGGGCUGCUAGCAAGGAUCUGUCCAUGUCUGGUAUGAGAUUUGGAGUAAUUCACACUCAGAACGAGUCCAUCAUCGCGUUCAUCAGAAACUUCACCUACUUCCAGACGCUUCCCACCUACAUUCAGAAAGUCAUGGCUUGUCUUCUGUCUGAUCGAGAUUGGUUGAACAAUGUCUACUUUCCGACCAAUCACAAGAGGUUGCGUGAGGCUCACAAAGUCACCACGGAUACCCUAGACGCGAUGGGAGUGCCGUACCUCAACCGACCGUCGGGUCUCUACGUCUACGCUAACUUCAAAAAAUUCAUGCCGUCCCUCACCAAGGAGGAUGAGAUGGCUCUCUUCUACCGUUUCAUCAACGACGGCGUCUACAUCGCUCCCUCCUUGGCGUUUUUCGCAGAUGAGCGUGGAUGGUUUCGCAUCAUUUUCUCCAGACCGUUUGAUGAGGUCAAAAUUGGCACGUCACUGGAAACCCUACUUUCCCAGCUGAAGACUGAGAUCUCCUCCUCUGAUUGGCUGGAGAAGAACACAGCGGAGACAUGGAAAACGGAGAAUCCUCAACUCUACAAAGAGUGCAAAGCCAACAUGAAGUAGACAGAGCCAAAACAAGAUAGAAGUAUUCCAAAUUCUCUUCUCGGUUCUCCCUAACUUUUAGAUUUAGUCGUAUCUUUAUACUUCAAUUCUAAAUUUUUGAUUUUUCUUUUUGCAAUUCCCCAUUCAAUUUGCUUAUAGAUGCUAUGAGAAGCUUGGUUCUUGUGGAGUGAACCUUUGAACUGGUUUUGAACUGGUUUAACUGGUUUUGCAGUACUUAAACCUGUUUCCGAACUGGUUUAACUGGUUAUGAAAUGGUUUAGCUCUUUUUGAAGUAGUUUAACAUGUUCUGAACUGGUUUAACUGGUUCUGAAUUGGUUUUGAACUAGUUUAUAGGUUUUGGACUGGUUCUGUACUGGUUUAACUGGUUCUGAUCAGAAGAAACCAAGACAAGGCAAGCUGGGUAAAGCUGGUCCCAGAGUGCACAGAAUUCUAUUCAGUUGACCCAGGUGAAAAUUCUGUUGAAAACAGUCCACUGAACUAGUUCUAACUGGUUUCGACUGCUGACACUGAUAAGUUCUGAACAGGAUUUGAACUUUUUGAACCAGUUACAGACUAGUUAAACCAGUUUGAAACCAGUUAAACCAGUUUGAAACCAGUUUAAAGUUUGAAACCAGUUAAGCCAGUUUAAAACCAGUUACACAAGUUCAAAACCAGUUAAACCAUUUCAGAACCAGUUAAACCAGUUCAGAACAGGUUAAAUUACUUCAAAACCAGUGAAUGUAUUAUCAUUGGUUUGAGGGCUGGUGGGGGAUUAUGUUAAAAAUGUAGUGAGAUUUGUAAAACCUUCUUUGGAUCAGAAGAAAUACACAGAAAAUAUGACUAUCUGUUUAAAUGUAGCUAAAUAUAUUUACAAUGAAAACAUUUUACCAUUUCUUUUAAUCUAUUUUUUUUAAGAAUCCAAAUUUAACUGCAAAAAUGAACAUUUAUGCAAUACAUGUAGUUAUAUUUUUGCUGAUAAUAAAAUGUAUAACUAUGUAGAAAGACAGUACUACGUUGACUUCUUAA